Molecule: messenger RNA, 1857 nt
Organism: Trichomycterus rosablanca
Lineage: Eukaryota; Metazoa; Chordata; Actinopteri; Siluriformes; Trichomycteridae
Gene: ap1m3
Product: adaptor related protein complex 1 subunit mu 3
Exons: 12
Coding region: 102-1373 (423 amino acids)
Biological process (GO): vesicle-mediated transport; intracellular protein transport
Cellular component (GO): clathrin adaptor complex; clathrin-coated vesicle
Molecular function (GO): clathrin-cargo adaptor activity
Source: RefSeq, a predicted model, not a curated record
GAGUCGGUUCGUUUCUCUUUUAAAGUAGUUUAAUAAGAAGAAUAAACCUAUUUAUUUUGAUUAUAUAUCGGGGACUUGUUGUUACAAUUUGUCUGAGAAGGAUGGCCGCAUCUGCGAUCUUCAUUCUGGACCUGAAGGGCAAGGUGCUAGUAUGCCGGAACUACAUGGGCGACCUUGACCUGAAUGUAAUCGACAGCUUCAUGCCCAUCAUGAUGAAGAGGGAGGAAGAGGCAGAACUGUCACCUGUAGUGACCCAUGGCACCACCCACUUCCUGUACAUCAAACACAACAACCUCUACUUGGUUGCAAUUACUAAGAAGAAUACAAAUGCUGCUCUUGUGUACUCCUUCCUGUACAAGAUAGUGGAGGUUUUCAGAGAGUAUUUUAAGUCUCUGGAAGAGGAAAGCAUCCGAGACAACUUUGUGACUGUGUAUGAGCUGAUGGACGAGGUCAUGGAUUUUGGUUUCCCUCAAACCACAGACAGCAAGAUCUUACUGGAGUACAUCACCCAGCAAGGACAUAAACUGGAGGUGGGUGCACCACGCCCUCCGGCAACGGUUACCAAUGCCGUGUCUUGGAGGUCAGAGGGCAUUAAAUACAGGAAAAAUGAAGUAUUCAUGGACGUCAUCGAAUCCGUCAACCUACUUGUCAGUGCUACAGGCAGCGUACUGCGCAGUGAGAUUCUGGGCUGCAUCAAACUGAAAGCGGUUCUCUCCGGCAUGCCUGAGCUGAGACUGGGCCUCAAUGACAAAGUGCUUUUCGAGAUCACCGGCAGAGAGAAGAGUAAAUCUGUGGAGUUGGAGGAUGUAAAGUUUCAUCAGUGUGUGCGUCUCUCUCGUUUUGAGAACGACCGAACCAUCUCCUUCAUCCCCCCUGAUGGGGACAGUGAACUCAUGUCCUACCGACUGAACACUGCAGUCAAGCCUUUAAUCUGGAUUGAAAGCACGAUCGAGAAGUUCUCUCACAGUCGAGUGGAGAUUAAAGUGAAGGCCCGCAGUCAGUUCAAGAGCCGUUCUACUGCCAACAAUGUGGUCAUCAUGGUGCCUGUGCCCAGUGACGCUGACUCGCCUAAAUUUAAGACCAGCACCGGGCAUGCCAAGUGGGUACCUGAGAAGAGUGCGGUGGAGUGGACCAUUAAAUCCUUCCCAGGUGGAAAGGAGUUCAUCAUGAGAGCUCAUUUCGGACUGCCCAGUGUGGAGAGUGAUGAGCUAGAAGGCAAGAGGCCGAUCACAGUGAAGUUUGAGAUUCCUUAUUUCACAGUGUCUGGCAUUCAGGUCCGGUACCUAAAAAUAAUUGAAAAGAGUGGCUACCAAGCGUUACCCUGGGUGCGAUAUAUUACACAAAGUGGAGAUUAUCAGCUACGGACGGCCUAAGAGGGAUUUAUCACAGCGAUUCCUGUUUGCACAGAAAGUUCUGACCUUCUGAUUGCUCUUUCUGCUCCGAGACAGAGAGACAAAGACACGGGCAGAAGCGGCGGGACUCAGACAGUGCCGUGCUGUUCUUAAACCCCAGCUGAUCGGUUACAGUUGUGAGUGUACAUGCGAGAGAGAGUGUGUGUGUGUGUGUGUGUGUGUAUGUGUGUGUGUGUGUGUGUGUGUGUAUUAAUUAGGAUUAUGGAUGCAUGUGAGUAAAAAUCUUUGUAAACGCAAUAACUCAUCAUACAAUACAUUUAUUUACAAUAUUGAUACUAAACAGAAUGGUACUGUACUGUAAACUGAACUGAAAUUAAUUAUGUUUACUGACUAUAUUUACUUUACUUACUGUGUGUUUGUUUUUACAUUUAUAUUAAAGCUGCAUGUUUAAAUAGUUUAAAUUAAAGUCUAGUUAGUUACCUAAAAAUUCUAUAUAUACACAGAU